Molecule: messenger RNA, 1919 nt
Organism: Carica papaya (papaya)
Lineage: Eukaryota; Viridiplantae; Streptophyta; Magnoliopsida; Brassicales; Caricaceae
Gene: AQI
Product: Peptidase M20/M25/M40 family protein
Biological process (GO): amino acid metabolic process
Cellular component (GO): cytoplasm
Molecular function (GO): aminoacylase activity
Source: RefSeq, a predicted model, not a curated record
CAUUUACCACUUGCCAUCUGCAAUCACUUUUCCUUCGCCGUCUGCACUCAGCCGUCUGGUCCUCUGAAAGAAUCCAACAAUGGCAGCAAGGUUCAGUAAUCAUCUUCUUUGUCUAUGCUUAAUCUCUUCACUUAUAAUACUCAGAAAUUCAGUAACAGCCAAUGAGCAAAACGGCCCGAAAGCCAUAAUCUCAAGAUUCCAGCAAUACCUUCAAAUCAACACAGCUCAGCCAAACCCAGAUUACCACAAAGCAGUAAACUUCAUAGCCUCUCAGGCUGAAUCUAUCUCCCUCGAAUCCCAGAUCGUCGAGCUCGUAAAAGGGAAGCCAUUAGUGUUGGUGAAAUGGGUCGGGUCGAACCCCAGUCUCCCCUCCAUCCUUCUCUAUUCCCACACCGAUGUGGUGCCCGUCGAGCACGAGAAGUGGGUCCACCAUCCCUUUGAAGCUCACGUCGAUGGCCAUGGCAACAUCUACGCCAGAGGUUCCCAGGACAUGAAGUGCGUCGGUAUGCAGUAUCUCGAAGCUAUCAGGAAGCUCAAGUCUUCCGGGUUUAACCCGGUCCGAUCUGUUUACGUAGCUUUUGUUCCCGAUGAAGAAAUCGGCGGCCACGACGGCGCCGAGAAGUUUGCAUCAUCCGAUGUCUUCAAGAACUUGAACGUCGGCGUUGUGCUCGACGAAGGGUUGGCUUCGCCGAAUGAGAAUUACAGGAUGUUCUAUGCAGAAAGGUGUCCGUGUUGGACGGUGAUUAAGGCUAGAGGGGCUCCUGGGCAUGGAGCAAAGCUCUAUGACAAUACUGCCGUGGAGAAUCUCUUGAAAAGCAUUGAGAGUGUGAGGAGGUUCCGGGCCUCGCAGUUUGAUUUGGUCAAGGCUGGUUUGAAAGCUGAGGGUGAAGUGAUUUCUGUCAACAUGGUUUUUCUGAAAGCUGGAACACCUUCUCCAACUGGUUUUGUUAUGAAUUUGCAGCCAUCUGAAGCAGAAGCUGGUUUUGACAUCCGAGUUCCACCAACUGCUGAUGCAGAAGCCUUGGAGAGACGUAUAGCUGAGGAAUGGGCACCUCUGGCACGAAACAUGUCCUUUGAGUUUAAGCAGAAGGUUUCUGUUGAAAAAGAUGGGAAGCCAAUUAUGACAGCAACUGACAGUUCUAAUCCAUGGUGGGGAUUAUUAGAAGAAGCUAUAAAGAAAGCUAAUGGGAAGGUUGGUAAGCCCGAGAUCUUUCCUGCAUCAACAGAUGCCCGCUAUUUUCGCAAACUUGGCUUACCAGCAAUUGGCUUCUCUCCUAUGACAAACACCCCUAUUUUGCUUCAUGACCAUAACGAGUUUCUGAACCAAGAGGAGUACUUGAAAGGAAUCGAUAUAUACGUGUCAAUACUAAAGGCGUAUACAUCCUACAUUCCGAACACAAGGGGUGCCAUCUCAAGAGACGAGUUAUGAGGCGUCUCCAUAGUUCAACCUUCAAGAGUUCCUGCCUGCAGUUCUUAUGUUCUCUCUAUGACAUGGCAGGAGUUGUAUAAGUAGGUUUCCACCUAUGUACACUUACUCAAUAACAAGGAAGCCUUGGGAUCUCACAUCCACCUGUGGAGAACACAAGGGGUGCCAUCUCAAGAGACUGAGUUAUGAGGGGUCUCCAUAGUUCAACCUUCAAGAGUUCCUGCCUGCAGUUUUUAUGUUCUCUGUAUGACAUGGCAGGAGUUGUAUUUUUAAGUAGGUUUCCACCUAUGGUCACUUACUCAAUAACAAGGAAGCCUUGGCAUCUCACAUUCACCUGUGGAGAACACUAAUUCCUCAUGUCAGUUUCUGAGCUCUGUAAAAUAAUCAACUUUCUUUCAAUUUAUUGCAAAUCCGUCUACAGGAAACUUUUAGUUUGCUCGCCAACCUGCCAGACAGGCACCGAGGGCAUAAAUGCCUAUAAGGCUUUUCGGCC